AUGAUCGCAGCAGCAAGCACGAGCACCCCUGCGUGGCUGCUCGAAUGUGAUUGGACGCGCGAACAUCCUAAGAUGCUCCGAUUGGCUGAUCAGGACUCUCAGAAUACCACAGCAGAGAGUGAGACAGUCUCGACACGUACUUCACCGUUUGGAAAGAACCUGCAAAGCGGCCCAGGGCCAAGAAGUUCUAUCCCGGAUAGUGUUUUGAAUAACCGAAGCGAACCGAGUAUGGGGCGUGCAAAGAAGCCAAAGCCGGAAGCUGCACAGGUUGACCCUGAGGACUUGCCGCUAGGAACGAGGAAGCCCAGGUCCAAGCUGAAGCGGGGGGAUAGAGGCAACGAAGAAGCGGAAUCCGCUCAUGCGGAAGGCGGGAAAGGAGUCUCCGAAGUUAACCCUGCUGCAAUGCCCUCGGUGGUGGCAGAAGCGGAGUCAAAUUUCGAGGGUGGGGUAGGCGUGCAACGAGCGGAGGCGGCUGCCGCAGAAGGCGGUUCUGGUGACCGCGCGGCCGCCGGAAUCGCCGCCGAAGAUCAGCCGGUUGGCCUGGAGGUUUCGGAAAGUGGAGCGGGCGCGCGGCUCGAAGUCGCGAGCGCGCCGACGGAAGUGGGCCCGGGCGGGGCGGCCGGUGACGUGUCGGGGGUAAACCUUGGAAAAACCGCGACUACAAACCCGCCCGCGGUCAGUGAGCUGUCGGCCUUAGGUGCGGUAAGGGGCGCGACCCAAAAGGCGCACGACCCUGAGUUAGGGAAGAAGGAAGACAAGGGGGAGGCGGAGGGAACCGGAGAAGGGGUAACCAAGGAACCGCCUGAGGUUCAGGUGGAGGGGCUGCAAGGGCGGUCAAGCCUUGAAGGGGUUGAGUCCUCCGCGGUUGAUAUUGAGAAGAAGAGAAGCGAGGUUAGCGCAGCGCAAGAGAAGAAGAGUGGGGAAGUUUCAGCAGAGAUGAGCGAAGAGGAGGGUAAGGGUACCGAGCAUGACAAGGCACCACCCAAAGAGACACCUCUUGCUAAGCCCACAGAGAAGGGGGGUGCAAAGAAUACGAGAAAGUCAGGGAAGGGGGAUGCAACAGGCACGUCAGAGCCGGGUGAUGGAGGGGAGAAGGAGGCACCAACUGGGGCGGUGGGCUCGGGAGAUUUCUUCGGACCGUCAGGGAAGAUCAACCCUGAGAGGAUGGAGUACAUCAGGAAGCUGGCUCAGGAAUUCAAGGAGGGGAAGGGGGGUGAAGAGGCAUAG
Klebsormidium nitens is the source of this 1227-nucleotide messenger RNA. The record is from the annotation of a GenBank genome assembly. NCBI's taxonomy places the organism in Eukaryota, Viridiplantae, Streptophyta, Klebsormidiophyceae, Klebsormidiales, Klebsormidiaceae.